Molecule: messenger RNA, 531 nt
Organism: Drosophila bipectinata
Lineage: Eukaryota; Metazoa; Arthropoda; Insecta; Diptera; Drosophilidae
Source: RefSeq, a predicted model, not a curated record
UCCUCUUAUUCCCACGAAUGGUCCUAUUACCUUCAGUUGUACUCUAGAAUUAGAGGCGAAAAAGUCUACUUUUAAAUCGCAAUUUCGCAAUUGACUAAUUUUUAAAAAAUGUCUUCUGUCGAAAUAUUGUUUGCUCUUACUAUUGUGGCCAGGAACGAAAAUAUUCGAGUGACGGUUGCGGAAACGGCCCAAGGAGUUGCAAUUUGUGCUGCCGGUGCCCUUAUCGGUGGCCUAUUGAUGGGCACCAGAGGAUUGGCGCUGGGUGGAGCUAUUGUAGGUCUAGCUUCCUGUGAAUUGGCAGAAUCACUACUUGAUUUCAAGUCCCUGGCUGAUGUUAUUUCCGAAGAUUUGUCGGAAAGUGAACGCAACGAAUUAGAGGAACAUGUGAUCAAUGCUGUCAACAAUAUCACUCCGGUUGAUGUCCUUGAGCUGGGGUUUUUAAUCAUGACGAAUCCAAAUAUUCAGAGCCUUGCCAUGAAUGCGGUGAAAUCUUUUGCCACCAAUCAUCUAGGACAUACCAUUAUUGAUUAA